AACUAGUUGAGUUAGUUGUAACCACUUCCAUAUGUGAAUUUCCUUAACAGCUGCAAAUACAAAGACUCUGUGACUGUGAAAUGUUGUUGUUAUUGUUGUUGUUGUUGUUGUUGCAUUGGCAGAGUGAAUCUCUCCCUGCAGGUGUGGACUCUGCUAUGGAUCAGUGUGAGGACAGAGAGGAGGGAGACCCUCCCCCUGAAACCACUCUGUGUGGGGAACAUGACAGCCAGACCAAAGCUCAGAGAGUGCAGCAGGAGAGACAUCGACCUGAACCUGAACCUGACCCUGGACCCGAACCCAGCUGUGUGUCCAUGAAGAGUGACCGGUCUAUGGGUUUCCCUCUUAACUUUAAAAUUGAACAACCUGGAUCUGGACCUGAACCUGAACCCAGUUGUGUGUCCAUGAAGAGUGACCGGUCUAUGGGUUUCCCUCUUAACUUUAAAGGUGGACAACCUGGAUCUGGACCUGGACCAAGCUGUCUGUCCAUGAAGAGUGACUGGUCUAUGGGUUUCCCUCUGAACUUUAAAGUUGGACAACCUGGAUCUGGACCUGAACCAAGCUCUGUGUCCAUGAAGAGUGACUGGUCUAAGGGUCUUCCUGAGUACUUUAAAGUUGGACAAACUGCUGAUGGAAGAGUUCAUCAGGAGAGCUCAGAGGGCCUCAGUGGUCAGUCUGCCCAACAGCAACAAACAGAUCUGGACUCCAUAUUUAUGCUGCUGGAGGAGAACAUUGUCACUUUUGUGAAGAACGAGCUGAAGAAGAUCCAGAAGGUUCUGAGUCCAGAUUACCCAGAAUACUUAGAGAGUCAGUGGGACUAUAAGGGGCAGAGGAGGAGCAGCAGAGAGGAGUUUCUGAAUAUCACACUUAACUUCCUGAGAGGAAUGAAGCAGGAGGAGCUGGCUGACUGUCUGAAGAACAGAACUCAUGCUCCAGUGUGCAGACGUAAACUGAAGUCUAACCUGAAGAAGAAGUUCCAGUGUGUGUUUGAGGGGAUCUCUAAAGCAGGAAACCCAACCCUUCUGAAUCAGAUCUACACAGAGCUCUACAUCACAGAGGGAGGGACUGCAGAGGUCAAUGAUGAACAUGAGAUCAGACAGAUUGAAACAGCAGCCAGGAAACCAGACAGACCAGAAACAACAAUCAGACAAGAAGUUAUCUUUAAAGCCUCACCUGGAAGAGAUGAACCAAUCAGAACAGUGCUGACAAAGGGAGUAGCUGGCAUUGGGAAAACAGUCCUAACACAGAAGUUCACUCUGGACUGGGCUGAAGACAAAAGCAACCAGGACAUCCACUUCACAUUUCCAUUCACUUUCAGAGAGCUGAAUGUGCUGAAAGAGAAAAAGUUCAGCUUGGUGGAACUUGUUCAUCACUUCUUUCCUGAAACCAAAGCAGCAGGAAUCUGCAGGUUUGAAGAGUUCCACGUUGUGUUCAUCUUUGACGGUCUGGAUGAGUGUCGACUUCCUCUGGACUUCCACAACACUGAGACCCUGACUGAUGUCACAGAGUCCACCUCAGUGGAUGUGCUGCUGACAAACCUCAUCAGGGGGAAACUGCUUCCCUCUGCUCGCCUCUGGAUAACCACACGACCUGCAGCAGCCAAUCAGAUCCCUGCUGACUGUGUUGACAUGGUGACAGAGGUCAGAGGGUUCACUGACCCACAAAAGGAGGAGUACUUCAGGAAGAGAUUCACAGAUAAGAAGCAGGCCAGUAGAAUCAUCUCCCACAUCAAGAAAUCACGAAGCCUCCACAUCAUGUGUCACAUCCCAGUCUUCUGCUGGAUCUCUGCUACAGUUCUGGAUCUGUUGAAAACCAGAGAGGGAGGAGAGCUGCCCAAGACCCUGACUGAGAUGUACAUCCACUUCCUGGUGGUUCAGUCCAAAGUGAAGAACAUCAAGUACGAUGGAGGAGCUGAGACAGAUCCACAGUGGAGUCCAGAAAGCAGGAAGAUGAUUGAGUCUCUGGGUAAACUGGCUUUUGAUCAGCUGCAGAAAGGAAACCUGAUCUUCUAUGACUCAGACCUGACAGAGUGUGGCAUCGAUAUCAGAGCAGCCUCAGUGUACUCAGGAGUGUUCACACAGGUCUUUAGAGAGGAGAGAGGACUGUACCAGGACAGAGUGUUCUGCUUCGUCCAUCUGAGUGUUCAGGAGUUUCUGGCUGCUCUUCAUGUCCAUCUGACCUUCAUCAAGUCUGGAGCCAAUCUGAUGACAGAAGAACAAACAACCUCCAAACCUGUACCAACAUGUCUCCACCAGAGUGCUGUGGACAAGGCCUUACAGAGUCCAAACGGACACCUGGACUUGUUCCUCCGAUUCCUCCUGGGUCUUUCUCUGCAGACCAAUCAGACUCUCCUGAGAGGCCUGCUGACACAGACAAGAAGUAGCUCAGAGACCAAUCAGGAAACAAUCGAAUACAUCAAGAAGAAGAUCAGUGAGGAUCUUUCUCCAGAGAGAAGCAUCAACCUGUUCCACUGUCUGAAUGAACUGAAUGAUCGUUCUCUAGUGGAGGAGAUCCAACAGUCCCUGAGAUCAGGAAGUCUCUCCACAGAUAAACUGUCUCCUGCUCAGUGGUCAGCUCUGGCCUUCAUCUUACUGUCAUCAGGAACAGAUCUGGACGUGUUUGACCUGAAGAAAUACUCUGCUUCAGAGGAGGCUCUUCUGAGGCUGCUGCCAGUGGUCAAAGCCUCCAACAAAGCUCUGCUGAGUGGCUGUAACCUCUCAGAGAGAAGCUGUGAAGCUCUGUCCUCAGUCCUCAGCUCCCAGUCCUCUAGUCUGAGAGACCUGGACAUGAGUAACAACGACUUGCAGGAUUCAGGAGUGAAGCGUUUUUCUGCUGGACUGAAGAGUCCACACUGCAGACUGGAAACUCUCAGUCUGUCAGGCUGUAUGAUCUCAGAGGAAGGCUGUGCUUCUCUGGCAUCAGCUCUGAGCUCCAACCCCUCCCAUCUGAGAAUUCUGGAUCUGAGCUACAAUCAUCCAGGAGACUCAGGAGAGAAGCUUCUGUCUGCUGGACUGAAGGAUCCACACUGGAGACUGGAGACUCUCAGGGUGGACCAUGGUGGACUGCAGAGACUGAGACCUGGUCUGAGGAAGUAUGUCUGUGAACUGGAACUGGACACAAACACAGUAAACAGAGAGCUCAAACUGUCUGACAACAACAGGAAGGUGACACGUGUGGUAGAGGAUCAGUCAUAUCCUGAUCAUCCAGACAGAUUUGACUGGUGUCCUCAGCUGCUGUGUAGAACUGGUCUGACUGGUCGCUGUUACUGGGAGGUCGAGUGGAGAGGAAGAGUUGAUAUAUCAGUGAGUUACAGAGGAAUCAGGAGGAGAGGAGACAGUAAAGACUGUUGGUUUGGAGGGAAUGAUCAGUCCUGGAGUCUGAGCUGCUCUGAUGAUGGUCGUUACUCUGUCAGACACAAUAACAUCAGCACACGCCUCUCCUCCUCCUCCUCCUCCUCCUCCUCCUCCUCCUCCUCCUCCUCCUCCUCCUCCUCCUCUGGUAGAGUAGCAGUGUAUGUGGACUGUCCUGCUGGCUCUCUGUCCUUCUACAGAGUCUCCUCUGACACACUGAUCCACCUCCACACCUUCAACACCACAUUCACUGAACCUCUUUAUCCUGGGUUUAGGGUCUGGUUCUAUGGUUCCUCAGUGUCUCUGUGUCCUCUGCAGGUCUGAGAGUCUCUCCUGUGGACAGAAACUCUGCUGACUGAAAUCAAAGUUCAGUCUGUUCACCAUCACUCACACUCUGCACUGUGAAGCAGAUCUGUCUCAGACUCAAACACAAAACAUUCAUUUGUCUGAUUUCAUCUCUUUGAGGAUCAACAUUUUUCACUAGAAACACUUCCUGAUGUGUAACAUCUGCCUCCUCCCUGGUGCUGUGAUUAAAAGUGACUCUGUGGGACACACUGUAUAAAGCUGAAAGAAUGUAAAGUGUAUCUGUGUCCAUGUACACAUGCUGUAAUAAACUUGUAUUAAAUUGUAUGUGUUUUUAGGGACGGUGCAGGAAGCUUUGUGAAGCUUUGAGGCUUCAGACUCAGCAGCAGCACAGUGACAUCUGCUGGUUUAUAAACCUCACAGCAGCUCUUAACCCUUAUGUCUUCCUCAAGCAUUUUUGUACAGUUUUCAGUUUUUUUCUUUUCAUUUGGUGAUUAUUUUGGACAUGUUACAGCUUGAGGCAUUAACUUUUGCAAGAACCUUUCUUUUUAGUAACAUUUUUUAAAUCCAAUGUGAUUUACUCUUACAUAUCUUUUAUACUCUGUUGAUGCAUUUUGCACCUUCUGGACACCUUUGUGGCAAAAAUGUACAAACUCAAGAAACUGCUAUUAAAUCAUCAUACAUAAA
Molecule: messenger RNA, 4337 nt
Organism: Centropristis striata (black sea bass)
Lineage: Eukaryota; Metazoa; Chordata; Actinopteri; Perciformes; Serranidae
Product: NLR family CARD domain-containing protein 3-like
Exons: 9
Coding region: 81-3671 (1196 amino acids)
Molecular function (GO): protein binding
Source: RefSeq, a predicted model, not a curated record